UAGAGAAGAUGGACGCGGCUUACAAGAGAGUCAACGGGAGUUCCGGGCAGGACGGCGAGCCGGAGCAGCGCGACAAAGGGAGGCGGCGCGGCUCCAUGUACCUGGAAGAGGAAACCAGCAAGAAGAGCGAAGUCGUCUCCUGCAUCUUCUCGCUGAAGGAGGAGGUGGGCGCCUUGGCCCGAGCGCUGCGACUCUUUGAGGAAAAGGGCAUCAACCUGACGCACAUCGAGUCGCGGCCGUCCCGCGUCAGCAAGGAGCAGUACGAGUUUUUCAUCAGCGUGGACUCGAGCUGCUCGCAGGCGCUGGACGACGUCAUCGACAGCCUGCGCACGCAGAUCAGCGGCCAGGUGCACGAGCUGUCGCGCAACAAACAGAAGGACACCGUGCCGUGGUUCCCCAACGACAUUCAGGACUUGGACCGCUUCGCCAACCAGAUCCUCAGUUACGGCUCAGAGCUGGACGCCGACCACCCGGGCUUCACAGACCCCGUGUACCGGGCCCGCAGGAAGGACUUUGCCGACAUCGCCUACAACUACAGACAUGGCCAGCCCAUCCCUCGGGUGGAGUAUACAGAGGAAGAAAAAGCCACAUGGGGUACUGUUUUCAAGGAGCUUAAGACCCUGUACCCGACCCACGGGUGCCGCGAACACAAUAGAGUCUUCCCCCUGCUGGAGAAGUACUGCGGCUACAGGCAGGACAACAUCCCGCAGCUGGAGGACGUGUCCCGCUUCCUGCAGUCAUGUACCGGUUUUCGACUUCGCCCGGUAGCCGGCUUGCUCUCCUCCCGGGAUUUCCUUGCUGGCCUCGCCUUCCGCGUCUUCCAUUCCACACAGUACAUCCGCCACGGCUCCAAGCCCACGUACACUCCUGAGCCUGAUAUCUGCCAUGAGCUACUGGGGCAUGUCCCGCUCUUUGCUGAUUCCAGUUUUGCUCAGUUCUCCCAGGAGAUUGGACUCGCUUCUCUUGGUGCCCCGGACGAGUACAUCGAGAAACUUGCAACGGUCUAUUGGUUCACCGUGGAGUUCGGGCUGUGCAAGCAGGGCUCCGAGACCAAAGCAUUCGGAGCAGGCUUGUUGUCAUCGUUCGGAGAGCUGCAGUACUGUCUGACGGACAAGCCCAAACUGCUUCCCUUUGACCCCGAGAAGACCUGCGUCCAGAAAUAUCCUAUCACAGAGUACCAGCCCGUUUACUUUGUCGCUGAGAGCUUCGAGGACGCCAAAGACAGAGUCAGGAAGUUUGCUGGCACCAUUCCUCGGCCUUUUACUGUGCGCUACAACCCGUACACCCAGAGCGUGGAGGUGCUGGACAACACCCAGCAGCUCAGCAACCUGGCCAACAGCAUCAAGAGCGAAAUGGGGAAACUAUGCGAAGCUCUGCAAAAACUGGAGUGACCAGACAGCCUGAAGCUUAUUCUACUUGUAUAUUACUUUUGGAUUAAAACAAACAUUAUUGGGAUACAGUCAAGGAUAUUCUGUUUUAGUUUAGUGAAAUGUAUCGCCUCAAGAUGUCAGCAAAGUCUAAUGUGUUAUUCUGUUAGUACCCUAAUGGAUACUAAGACAUGAUUUCACAAUUAUGUAAGACUCGUAUCAUUUGAUAACCAU
Molecule: messenger RNA, 1601 nt
Organism: Syngnathoides biaculeatus (alligator pipefish)
Lineage: Eukaryota; Metazoa; Chordata; Actinopteri; Syngnathiformes; Syngnathidae
Gene: pah
Product: phenylalanine hydroxylase
Exons: 13
Coding region: 9-1391 (460 amino acids)
Biological process (GO): L-tyrosine biosynthetic process; L-phenylalanine catabolic process
Molecular function (GO): phenylalanine 4-monooxygenase activity; iron ion binding
Source: RefSeq, a predicted model, not a curated record